CACUCGUCCACAAGUUCAUGGUGCUGUCAGCAGGUGACGGGCGGUGAAGCCGCUGCUGUGUGCCCGCCACUUCCUAGGCAGCUCCGUGAGGUAACAUCCGGGUGUUUGAAGCCUGGAGGAGGGGCUUCCUUACCUCUGUCAUGGCGGGUCUCACAGCUCAGGGAGAAGCCCAUUGAAGCUCAUGUGGAUGUCAGGACUGAGCAGUGAGCACAGGAGGAAGCUUGAGACACCGCGAGAAGCUAUGACUUAGGUCUGAAGACGGAUCUCAGAAAGAUGGCUGAAGUGACUCUAAAAGAGAUCGGCGUCUUGUCAUGUGUUGUCGUAUUAUGUUACUGGAACAGUCUCUUUUGUGGAUUUGUCUUUGAUGAUGUGUCUGCAAUUCUGGAUAAUAAAGAUUUGCAUCCUGCAACACCCUUAAAGAAGCUCUUCCAAAAUGACUUCUGGGGGACACCAAUGUCUGAGGAGAGAAGUCAUAAAUCCUACCGUCCUCUUACAGUCCUGACGUUUCGCUUAAACUAUCUGUUCAGUGAACUGAAUGCAGUUUCCUACCACCUUCUAAACCUUCUCCUCCAUGCUGUGGUGUGCGUGAUUUUCCUUAAAGUUUGUAGGCUUUUCCUGGACAAGCGAACCAGUCUGAUUGCUGCCCUGCUGUUUGCCGUACAUCCAAUACAUACUGAGGCGGUUACAGGAGUUGUUGGCAGAGCUGAACUCCUCUCCUCUAUUUUUCUAUUGGCUGCGUUUCUAUCGUAUACCAAAUCGAAGGGCCCAGACAAUUCCAUAGUGUGGACUCCUAUUGCUGCUGCUGUGUUCCUCGUUGCGGUUGCAACUCUGUGCAAAGAGCAAGGGAUUACUGUUGUGGGUAUUUGUUGUGUCUAUGAAGUCUUCAUUGCUCAAGGGUACACAUUACCAGUGUUAUGGGACACAUCUGUACAGAUACUGUUGGGUAAAGGCAGCAUCCCAUAUUCCUUACUUCAGACACUGCUGAAACUUAUCGUCUUGAUGUUCAGUACCUUGCUGCUUGUUGUAAUCCGUGUACAGGUCAUCCAGUCACAGCUUCCAGUCUUCACCAGGUUUGAUAAUCCUGCUGCUGUCAGUGCGACCCCUGCAAGGCAACUGACGUUCAAUUACCUCCUGCCGGUAAAUGCCUGGCUCCUGCUAAAUCCAUCUGAACUCUGCUGUGACUGGACAAUGGGAACGAUUCCUCUCGUGGAAAGCUGCUUGGAUGUGAGGAAUCUGACCACACUGUUAUUCUUUUUCUUUCUGGGAAGCUUGGUGAUAUACAGUGUACGAUAUCCAGGCGACUCAUCCAAAACUGUGCUUAUGGGACUGUGCCUAAUGGCACUGCCUUUUAUACCUGCCUCAAAUCUGUUCUUCCCUGUUGGAUUUGUAGUCGCAGAGAGAGUAUUGUAUGUACCAAGUAUGGGAUUCUGCAUCCUUGUAGCCCAUGGCUGGAAAAAAUUAUCUAGUAAAAGCAGCAGAUUGAGAAAGUUAUCCUGGAUAUUUUUAGCUUUAGUGCUGUUCACUCACGCCGUGAAAACCUUCAACAGGAACUGGGACUGGGAGUCUGAAUAUACUUUGUUUAUGUCUGCUUUAAAGGUGAAUAAAAACAAUGCCAAACUUUGGAAUAAUGUUGGUCAUGCACUGGAGAAUGAAAAGAAUUAUGCAAAAGCCUUGAAGUUCUUUAAGCAAGCCACUCACGUACAGCCAGAUGACAUAGGUGCUCAUAUGAAUGUUGGAAGGACAUACAAGAAUCUCAACAGAAGCAAAGAAGCUGAAGAAUCGUAUCUAAUUGCAAAGUCUCUUAUGCCGCAGGUAAUUCCUGGAAAGAGGUAUGCCGCCCGUGUGGCACCAAAUCACCUGAAUGUUUACAUAAAUCUUGCAAACUUGAUCCGUGCAAAUGAGUCCCGACUUGAGGAAGCUGAUCAGUUGUACAGGCAAGCAAUAAGCAUGAGACCAGACUUCAAGCAAGCGUACAUUAGCAGAGGAGAGUUACUUUUGAAAAUGAAUAAACCUUUAGAAGCUAAAGAAGCUUAUCUCAGAGCUUUGGAACUCGAUGGGAUGAAUGCAGACUUGUGGUACAAUCUUGCAAUCGUUUAUAUUGAACUGAAGGAUCCAAAUGAAGCCUUGCGAAACUUCAAUCAAGCACUUGAACUCAAUCGCCGGCAUAAGCUUGCAUUGUUUAACUCUGCUCUGCUCAUGCAGGAAUCCGGCAAUCCCAAAUUGCGACCAGAGGCUAAGAAAAGACUUUUAACUUAUGUUGAGGAGGAGCCACAUGAUGCAAAUGGUUAUUUUAAUUUGGGAAUGUUGGCCAUGGAUGAGAAGAAGGAUUUAGAAGCUGAAAAGUGGAUGAAAAAAGCCAUACAGUUACAGCAUGGUUUCCGAAGUGCCCUCUUCAACCUGGCCCUUCUCUACUCCCAGACAGCUAGGGAAUUGGAUGCUCUUCCAGUCUUGGAGGAACUUUUGCGGUACUACCCUGACCAUAUUAAAGGCCUUAUCCUGAAAGGAGAUAUCCUUAUGAAUCAAAAGAAAGAUACUAAAGGAGCCAAGAUAUGUUUUGAACAAAUUCUAGAAAUGGAUCCCAAUAAUGUGCAGGGAAAACAUAACCUUUGUGUGGUGUAUUUUGAAGAGCGAGAUCUUUUGAGAGCUGAGAGGUGUCUUGUUGAAACCCUGGCCUUAGCCCCUCAUGAGGAAUAUAUUCAGCGACAUCUCAGCAUAGUGCGCAGUAAGAUCAUGUCAAAGAAUACUGCGGGGCAGACUACCCCACCAGCAGGUGUCCAGUCAUUGCCUGAAGGACAAGGGCAGGAGGAGGACUCGAAAGGCAAAAAAAAAACUCCAUUUGAAAAAUUGCAAGAGGGAAAAGAUAUACCAAAAAUGAAUACACCGACAAAAAGGAAAAACAAAGAGCAAGUAAAGACUAAAAGUCAACAAGAGAAAAAUACUAACAAAGAGGUAAAGGAAAAAUCUACACGAGAAAUCAAAGACAUUGAAAAUAAAAGAGUUGCUGCUUUGAAGCGCUUAGAGGAGAUGGAGCGUAUUCUAAGUGGAGAAUUAGCUGACGAACAUCUGUCAGACUGAAAUAGGGUGUGUGCGAAAACUUUAUUUUUCAUGUAUUGUACCCUGCACAGCCAUGAGCACAUCUGUGUGAACAUGAAAGCAGGUUAAGCAAAUAACUGUGCAGGUAUUCAACACUACUGAACGAAAUUGCCGAAUAACUUUGUCUACCCCAAAUUCAGUUUUUUAUAUUACACAUGAAAGCUCGGUACACUUUUUGUACUUGUUUUCUAUGCUUUCUCAUUAAUGUCAUCCAUUACUAAUAUAGACGUCCAUUUUAAGUGUUUGACAUACUACACAAUGAGGCUUUACAGCAGGGCUGUUGCACUGAUAUAUGGACCACAAGCCCCAAGGCGGUUGACAUGUUUUGUUUUAAGGCGUGUGUUAACAGAAUCAAAGCAUUUUUUUUGUAUUCACGCUUUGUCUCUUGCUUGUCUAGGGUGGCGGUAACACAUGGAGUAUUUGUGUUUACAGCUGCAUAGUUCUUUAUGCUGGUAUUGUGGUAAGCAUUCACAUGUCAUAUCAUCUGAUUGCAUUUGUAUCCCUAGGUCCAGAUAUCACACAGAGGCAGUGUGACCAUUUCUAGCAAUAUCACCUUCUUAAAGGGGUUGUCUCCUUUCUGCCCAGAUGUCACAAAUGCCCACCAGUUCCCAUAAAUUUCUCGUGUAAGCAAACUGCAACGUCCAGAGCUACCCAUGAUAGUGGUUGCAUCCUCUUGUGCGUUCAGCGCACAUUCUGAAGAUGCUGCUGCUUGUAUGUGCACUAUUGCUAAUAGCCUUUAGUGCCUGUGCUGUAGAGACACAACCACUACCAUCUUGGGAUGCUAUGGACAGUGUGAGUUUCUUAUAUGCAUUAUCCUGAACACCAGGGAGGCCUCGCCUUAUGGACUAAGGUAUCCUGAAGUGUUUUAUUGAUUUAUUAUGUUUUUUGUACUACAUAGUAGUACCUAUAUAGUCUCCGGCAGCUCCUCUACCUCUCUUCCCUGCAUCUGGAAGGUGAGGGGAAGCAACUUAGGGAGAAUAAGAAGGUUGGAGGAGCCGCAGCAGAGACCAGGGCUUGGAGGGUCUCUCUCUCCUCCUAUUCUUCAGCAUCUCCUCUCUCCAGCCAGAAGUUGAGACCGAUCAGUUUGGGAAGAACAAGAUCAGCGGAGCUGCAGCAGAGAGCCAGUGUACUCUAAGAGCCAGGCACUCAAAGGACACUUGGGAAGGAAAGGAUGGCUCACUACUGCACGGUUCCUGUUAAUGUCAGAUGUGUGGUAUAUAUCUAUAGGGUGCAGUCUGCCACAGUAUGAGGGAAGGACUACACAUCGUAGUAGACGCGUCUAUCGAAUUUCUCAUUAACCCCCUGACAGUUUUCCCUAAACUCUGCUCAGGCUUUGAUGAAGACACUUAACAGUUCAGCCUGAGCAAAGCUCUGGCAGCAGGGUGAGGGGUAGAGGACUACUUUAGAUGGCAUCUUUCAGCAGAUUUGUACCCAUGAAACUGGCUGACUUGUUGCAUGUACACUUGGCGGCUGAAGGCAUUUGUGUUGGUCCCAUGCUUAUAUGUGCCCUUUAUUGCUAAGAAAAAUGAUAUUUUAAUAUUUGCGAAUGGGGCGCGUACUUUACUUCUAGAGGCUCUACUUUCUGCCACUG
Bufo bufo (common toad) is the source of this 4684-nucleotide messenger RNA. It is a transcript of the gene TMTC3, whose product is annotated as transmembrane O-mannosyltransferase targeting cadherins 3. The record is from RefSeq and is a predicted model, not a curated record. Gene Ontology annotation, molecular function: protein binding; mannosyltransferase activity. The transcript has 14 exons. The coding region runs from base 274 to 3075 and encodes 933 amino acids. Gene Ontology annotation, cellular component: endoplasmic reticulum. NCBI's taxonomy places the organism in Eukaryota, Metazoa, Chordata, Amphibia, Anura, Bufonidae. Gene Ontology annotation, biological process: protein O-linked glycosylation via mannose.